AGUUUCUUUCCCUUGUCGAUAAUACUUUUGAACUGUAAAUUGUUUUUAAAUGGAAUUCUUUUCUCAACGUUAGCUGAAAUUUGCGUGCAAAAUUUGUUUUACUGUGGAUUAUUUUUUAAAAGGAUGCCUCCAAUAUCUUUAAAUUUAUGCCAAAUUUCACUAACAACAAACCCGGUAGUAUGAAUAAAGUUCUUUUUCUUUACUGCCCUUAUCCGAUUCUUAAAUAAUUUGUUUUCAUAUAGGAUUUCGCCAGGUAAUCAAAUAUGACUUUUAAAGUGAAUAGAUCACGAUAACUUCAAUAUAAUCAGGCGGUGUUGCGUUAAGUAGCAUAUACCGUCUUUUCAAACUUGUGUACAAAUGCUAUGAAUUAUUAACUUUCAUUUUGAGAGAUUGAUUGACUCUCUUGGUUUGGUGUUGACUUGUUAGACAUUUUUAAAGUAAUGUUUGCCCGAAGAAUAGCAACGACCAGUGAAUUGAGAUCAAAGUUACUGUUGAUUAUUGCUUGAGAGCCACUGGCUUUAAUACGUGAAAUAAACAAUAACUAAGUAGUAUGUAAAUAAGGAAUGCUAGAUAAGAAGAGGGGGUUCAGAUUGGAUAUCGAUAUUCAUGUGUUAAAUUACUUAUUGAUUUCAAUGACCGACAUAUGUCUGUUACCAACAAGGAUAGAUUAACCUUUAAGGAUUUUAUGGAGAAUUUUUGAUAUUUAAAAGUUCGAAGCAGAAGAAUGAUAUCAGAAAAUGUGCCAAAUACAGAAGGAAAGUUUAAUUUUGAAUCGAAAGUUCGCGACAGAAGACUUUCGGAUAUACGCCGAGGGCAACAAUAUUUACGCCGUAUUGACAACUUAGCAGAGACGCAAUGGAAGUCAAACGAACCCAGGUUUGGACAUAUCCGACGUGCAAACUAUGUUACAAUAAGACCUGUUACGGAUUCUUUGCAUUCCAAAGCUUUGAACGAAAGAUUAAUGGAGGACAGCUUAAAAGAUGAGUUUUACACAUCUACACCCAAUCAACGGGUUCAGUCAGAACGGGUACCAUCUAUCAGGGACUCCUCAAUGCAGAGCAAUUUUGAAGACAGUCAAUUUUUUCGCUCAAGUCCAAGAUCAAAAUUAAGUCUCCCGGAUUAUAUGGUUUCUCCUGGAGGUCGGAAAAAAUUCUUGGAGCCUAUACAUAGAAAUCCCUACAAUAAAUACGGGUCAAGUUAUAGUCCACUGGACGAAAAAACGGAACUGACGCCUAAAGACAUGGAACCUAGAUAUGAACCUGUUCGAUUCCGUGAAACCAAUGCUAGAGUCGUGAAACCCCUGCCAAAGAAAUAUGUUCCAAUGAGUCGGGUCGGAAAUGAGGAAAAGGAUCGACAUUUGAGAUACGACACAAAUUUUAGAUCUACCAGAAACGGUAUUCUGAGCGUAAUUCAUCCGCCGGAAAUUUUUCCAGACUCAGCUAGAAAACACACCUUAGAUUCCAUAUCUCCCCAAAAAGAGGUGAACAACGAGAAAACGUUCGUUCUCAUGCGUCGCCUGGACCAUUUUCUGAAUCCAGAUAAGAAAGAAAAGUCUGGUUUAGGAUCUAGCGAGGAGGAUCUACCGCCCUCCAGAUCACCCUGUGUCUCGGACGUUUCUGAUGACGUCCCCUCGGAAUACCAGAGAAUUACAAAUAAAGCUAGGGGAACCCAAAAAUCAGUGUCGUUUCCAAGCAACAUGUCAACAGAAAACCCUGUAUAUCCUAUGUACCACAAAAAUCUGCACCAUGCUAAGGUCAAGAAGAAAAUUUGUUCUUUUGGUGAAUCGUUAGUGGAACUGAACAAAAGACCGAUGGACGUGUUUAAAAAAUGUCGAAUUUGGGCAAACACGUGCUCUCAGUACACGCCCACUUAAUGAAAAGUCUCCUAAAUUAUCACUCAUUGACUGGAAGAUUAUGGUGUCUGUAAU
Messenger RNA from Saccostrea cuccullata (small rock oyster), 1927 nucleotides. RefSeq lists its product as uncharacterized. The transcript has 2 exons. NCBI's taxonomy places the organism in Eukaryota, Metazoa, Mollusca, Bivalvia, Ostreida, Ostreidae. The coding region runs from base 725 to 1873 and encodes 382 amino acids. The record is from RefSeq and is a predicted model, not a curated record.